GUGGUGGAACCGGUUCACCUCUGACCCUUGACCUGGAUGUGCUUGGAGUCGGCACGAGGAUGGACGGAAUGAAGAAGAUGGCCAGCAGAAGGAAGACAUUGCAGAGCAGGGUUUCUCUGAGCUCAUCGGAACAGGAGGCACAGCUGGACAAAGAGCCAAAAACGCAGCCAAAGUCACAGCAGCCUCGUAUCGACUCCUUGCGAAGAUUUCCACUCAGGCGGAGUACGUCCAAGAAAGUGGAAGCGUUUCUUCAGUGUCUUCAGACUCCCAGCCAACCAGCAAGGCGCAGUAAUCAAGUUCCCGUAUCGUUGUCAGCUUCGAAAAUGCGAGAGGUCUCGUCAGAGAAAGGCCCGAGGGGUUCACCAGGAGCCAGAAUUACGCAGGUCACCGACUGGAAGGAUUUCGUUUGCAAAAGGCUCUUCCAGGGAGAAGGGAAUAAGGAUGAAAACCCAGAACCAAAGGAACGUGAAGAACUCUCCGAGGUUGGGCCUGAUAAAAUCCCGAGUACCGAAUCUGGGGCGGUGAAGGUCUCCGAGAAGACAAGUCUGAGGGAGUCCCAAUCUGACAUAGGAUCAGUGAAAACGCCACAGAAGAGAGACCGUAAUGGUCGCUGGCUGCCGAAGGUUACCUCUGCCAGAGCUUCGUCCACGAAAGGUGAAAAGGAUAGAAAUCCCAAAGGCAGUGAUGUGAAGUGCAAAGCGAAUGAAAAGAGCUCAUUAGUAAAGCAAACUGAAGAGCCAGAUACAGAAUUAGAAAGGAUGAAGGGGCAACAAAGCUGUGUUCAAAGGAGAUCAUUGCGCCUCGCCAAAUUGCGUGCCAAUACAGAGAAGGCAUGCUCACUAGACCACAUUGAACAGCAUCGCCUUGGAUCCAAUAGCAUUAAAACAGGGGAAAGCGUGGACACGGGAUGCAAGCCCGAUGUGUCUGAGUCAAGUGAGAUGCAGCAGGCGCCAGACGGUCACAGCGGAGAUGAGGAGGGGCUUGAAACCAGGAAGGGUACACAAGCAGUUGUGGAAAUGGACAAUGAAGAGGGUCAAAUUUUGGAGCAAUCGUCCUGUGAUACUGGCUCUUUUCCCGAGCCAGGGUGUUUGUCGGUCCAGGACACAUGUAGAAGUUCAGCACAAAGUAACAAUGACACAGCACAGGAGCAGGAUGUUGGGAUUAUGACACCUAAAGUCAGCUUUGACAACAAGCAAGUGCAGACGGUGACUUCGAAGUUUGUUGUAAUGACUCCAAAGACUGAAGGCCUAGAUAUGCAGGGUCAAAUUUUGGAGCAAUCGUCCUGUGAUACUGGCUCUUUUCCCGAGCCAGGGUGUUUGUCGGUCCAGGACACAUGUAGAAGUUCAGCACACAGUAACAACGACACAGCACAGGAGCAGGAUGUUGGGAUUAUGCCACUUAACGUCAGCUUUGACGACAAGGAAGUGCAGACGGUGACUUCGAAGUUUGUUGUAAUGACUCCAAAGACUGAAGGCCUAGAUAUGCAGUUUGUGGAAGGGCCCUCUCCAAAGGAAUGGCGGGUGGAUGCCAUUAAAGAAAGUCCUCCAUUCGAGCAAGCCUAUGGGAAUCUUGGGAAUGGAACGGAAUUUGGAGCUGUGGAGAUCGAGGAAGACGCCAGUGCAGAAGGUCAGAGAGUGGGUGAAGGAAGCACAAGGGAAGUGAUGAGGAGGAAACCGGAAAGCGAUGAGAGUUCUGGAGAUAGCCUUGAUGUUCAGACUGAUCUUAACCUAAAGGCGGAGAUACCAGAAGCCAGUGAGGAAGUUAAAGGAGUGAUUGGCCAGGAGGAGGCGGCAACUGCUAACUUGCAUCAGGGAGCCGAAGCUCAGCAGAUGGCAAAAUGGAAGGAGACCCCCAAAUCAGCGCUGCAGCUGGUUGUGAGCAACCUGAACUCUUCGAAGAAUUUUGCCGAGCUGCAGAUUGCUGUGAUCACAUUCUUCAUGGAGAGAAAGCUGUUGAUCACAUCCAUCGGCAUGAAGAAAUCGAGAAAACGUGGCAUCGUGACCUUCCUGUCUGGUAAGGAUGCAAGCCAAGCACUGAAGUACAACGGUGAAGAGUUGCUCGGCCGAGCUCUGCGGAUGCGUAGACCCCUGCAGAUUCUGAGACCGGUAGCAAUUGUCAAGGGAAGGAAACGAAAGCUGAAGGAUGCUGACGGGGAAUCCUCGAUUCCGGCAAAGAAGAAGAAUGUUCAGAAAGCAACCAUAUUGACUAAGAAAAACAAGAAGAAGCCAGAGUUACUGAUUAAAAGGAGGAAGAAAAAACAAGAAAAAAAAGCUGAGAAAGCAUCGGCAAGUCAGAAGAUGAAGAAAAGACAUUGGGAGAUAACUGCUUCAACUGAGAAACAUGGAGAAGGCGACACAGAAACCUCGCUUCGGCAGCUGAAGAAACGGAGACGCGGCAAGUUAGCUUCAAGUGAGGGACGCAAAGGCGACGAGCUGCAGGACAAGUUGUUUGAGAAGGAAAAGAAGCAAAGUACAGAAAAACCUGCUUUUAGUGAAAGAACCGACGGGAAAGCUGCUUCUCUGCCUCAGAAGAAGAAGAAAAAGAAAAGGAAAAAUGCUGAGAAGAAAGUUUUCUUAAGCGACAAGGGAGCAGAGCGGGUGAAGGAGAAGGUUGCCUCUGUGCUGCAAAAGAAAAAGAACGAAAGUAAGAAGAAACUGACUUCAAGCGAGAAAACAGCAGUGAAGGAGCACGCCACCCGUGUAAAGACGAAGAAGCGUAAAAAGACGCAAGAGAAAACUUCCUGGUGUCUCUACAUCCAGAAGUUGAGGUCCCAGAAUUCACCUUGCAAGCUGAAGGCAGCCAUUGGCGAUUUUCUAAGUGCGAGGUCGGUCCCCUACAAAGAGAUCCAGUUGAAUCCUGACAGCUGCUCCGCCUGUGUUGAACUGAACCGUGAGGGCGAUCUGAAUGAAGCUCUGCAGCUUGACACGUGCAACAUUCUCGGACAAGUAGCAAGAUUAAGCAAGGUGGAGAAACUGGGAGCGCUGGACGGCAGAAUCGACUCUCGGACACUCCGUGUGAAAACCCUUCCAAGGGACGUCUGUGCCAAGGACCUUAAGCGUUUAUUUGAGAAAGUUGCUGGUGUUUGGAUAUGUCAGAACGUCAACGAAAGGUUUGGACUUGUCAUGUUUGAGACAGAGAAAGACACAGCUAACGCACUAAGUAAUGGUGAAAUAAAAUGCAGAGGAAACCUGCUCCGACUGGACCGUGCAUAUCCAGUAAAACAAAAGAAAAGGAAAAUUCUUAAGAUAAAAAACCUGCCUUACCCAAUCAGUAAAAAGCAUCUAAAGUCUAUACUUUAUAAUGCUGAGGAUAUCCACCUGUCAAAAAGCAACCAGUCACAAGGAGUUGCCUACGUGGAAUACAAGACCACGAAACAAGCCAAAUUUGCUCUGAAGGACUUCCGAGGCAGAGGUGUUCCAGGCCAGGUGGUUCGAGUGGCUUCGAUAGAGGAAGGGCAGGAGAGCCCAGAGAGCCACUCUGACGGGUCAGGCUCCACCAGAUCCCUGUUGGUAUGGCGCCUGUCCAAACGGACAACGGUCGAAAUGUUGAAAUCAAUCUUCAAGGGGGCCGUGGGUGCCAGGAUACCACAGACGAAGGGACGACGGUUUGCCUUUGUGGACUUUAAGACGGUGGAGGAAGCAACGAGGGCCAGGGCGCAGUUCCAAAAUGCGGAGAUAGAUGGCCAGCAAAUGAAGCUAUUCUUUGCCAAAUCUGCACAGUGAGGGGAAGAGGCCGGCGUGUGAUCUGGUCACCGAUGAUGCGUCUUCCAUCUCAGGAUCACAGACCUACGAGGAAAGCCAGCAAGCAAGCAAAACAUUCUCACACCUGUUUCCAAAACCAAAUAGUUCAGUUCUGUUGAUGGAGCUGGGAACCAGUGGCUCUUGCAAUGCUCUGGCAGUCUGACUUUUUUUUUCUCUCUUCAAGAUGUAACCUGAAAUUAUUCACCUGUACCUGCUGGUAAUUUGGCCUGUUCCCUGUUGUUGCUUUUCUUUUCUCUCAGGGUUUGCCUGUGGUCCCCGGGUUGACCCUGACAACUGUGAGGCCUGGCUGUGUCUUGCACUGACCAUUAGGGAGCAGCAGAUGACCGCGUCAAACAGGGUUUCUUUGGGGAGGUGAAACCAGUUGCUGCUAGAAAAGCUCAGCUGGUCUGAGCCUCAGAACUUCUGAGGAGGAGUCACUGGACCCCAAACUCUGAUUUCUCUCCACACGUGCCACCAGCCCUGCCAAGCCUUUUCAGCAGUUUCUUUUUUUGUUUCUGAUCUCCAGCAUCCACUGUUCUUUUCGGUUUUGAUGAAGGAGAUCGUAAUUGGACAGAGAGCAAGCUGUGUCAAUGCGUUGCCAUUUUGUGCAGAUUUGUCUUGGUGCAGGCAAUGGAUAUGACAUUUUCAACAGGGUACUGUCCAGUGGAAGCGUUGGUUGAAAGUAUGGGAUUUUAGUGUAGACACAGCGUGACCUUACGAUGCCGCAUUCAGGAACGGUUGAGAUUUCAGCUGAGCCUUGAGUCUGCCGUCUUUCUCCCCACUCCCCUGUAUCAUCUGAGGCUGAGGAGGCAGAAUUCCCCCUCCCACAAAAUUAAUCCUUAAAACUUGGAGAUGGGAGUUGAAGACGCGAAAUAUUUCAGUUUCUUUCAGGAACAUAAAAGCAGGAAUUGCCAGAAAGCUCAGUGGGUAUGGCAGCAUCUUAGAUGAGAUUACUAGAUUAGUGAUCGGAGUUAACAUUUCAGGAUCCAGUGACCCUUCCUCAGAACUCAAGCCAGAAUGUUAAUUCUGAUUUCUCUCCUCAGAUGCUGUCAGACCCGUUGAGCUUUUCCAGCAGUUUCCAUAUCUGUUUCUGAUUUUAGCACCUCCCAGUUUUUCCUUCAGCUGCAGCCAGACUGUGCUUUUACUUAGUGUUGAUUUCAGUUUUAAACUCUGAACUGUGUGUCAGGAACCAAAUAAAAAGACGCAGGGGCAAUUUUAACCUUUUCUUUAGUUUACACGUUCAGUGAAUGUGGGUGUUGCUGCGUAGGCUGGGGUUUCUUGCUUAGAGGGCGACUGAGAGUCAACCACAUGGGCUGGAGGUCUGGGGUCACAUGUAGGCAAGACUGGGUAAGGACGGCGGAUGUCACUUCCCUGAAGUAGAUGGGCUUUCUGGGGAGAGUUAAC
Molecule: messenger RNA, 5144 nt
Organism: Hemiscyllium ocellatum (epaulette shark)
Lineage: Eukaryota; Metazoa; Chordata; Chondrichthyes; Orectolobiformes; Hemiscylliidae
Exons: 36
Coding region: 60-3722 (1220 amino acids)
Cellular component (GO): nucleus; cytoplasm; ribonucleoprotein complex
Molecular function (GO): mRNA binding
Source: RefSeq, a predicted model, not a curated record